Messenger RNA from Jaminaea rosea, 1518 nucleotides. RefSeq lists its product as hypothetical. The transcript is spliced from 3 exons. The record is from RefSeq and is a predicted model, not a curated record. The coding region runs from base 1 to 1518 and encodes 505 amino acids. Lineage: Eukaryota; Fungi; Basidiomycota; Exobasidiomycetes; Microstromatales.
AUGGGAGGAGAUGUCAUCCACGCCGAGAUCGCUCGAGUCGACGCUCCUCCCGGCGCUCCAGUGCCCCCCUUCUCGGAGCGCCCAUCCAGCCACGCUCCUCCACUCGGCCUGGUUUCGCCCGGGUCGGCCGUCGCACUGGCAGGCCCUCAUGUCGAACAUCGAUGCAUGAAGCCAAUGCCGCAAGCCGAGGAACCAGAGGAGCGCUACACGAUGUCGGUCGCGCGUAGGCUGCGCACCGAUACAAAACCCUUCCCGUCUCUUCUCCAAGCCCAGGCCGCCUCCUCCUCAACACGAGCCGCCCUCCUUUCGCCCCUGGCGAAAUCCUCGACAGACUCGUCGUCGGAGUAUCGGCACGAGCCGGCAGACCCACGCGCGUCGCGGCGGAUGAGCGAAGGAGGUGGCAGCCGUCCUGGGUCGGCGAUGUCUAUCGUCGCAUCGUCGGGGAAGAGUGCGGCAUCGAGCGCUGGGUCGGAGGUCGAUGAGCUGGAAGAGAGGGAAGACGAGGAGGACGAGAGCGAGCGAGACGAGCUGGACCAGAGGGAACAUGAGCAGGCAGAGGGGCAGCGAGAGGGCUCGGCUUCGGCUGCCAAGAAGCCAGAGGGUGGGAAGGAGAGCGCGGGAGGCGAGAUUGAGGGCAGGGAGGAGGAGGCACUGUCCAGUCAGGUCGACGCCGUGCAGAUCGACCAGGACGAGGACGAGGAGGAAGCCGGCGCCGAGACGACCAAGGGCACGCAGGACGAGCCCCAUCUCGAGGCGGCAGAGGCAGCAGGGCCCGAGCGUCGAUCAUGCUUCUCGACGCCCUUUCAGCCAUGGGCGCUCGGCUCCGUCGCGGUUCCUAACCCCUCGGCGGCGCACCAGAAGAGGGAUGACGCUGCGGAUUUGAGGAGAAUCCGCCAGGCAAUGAUCGAGUCGCGCACAAUCGAAGCGCUCGAUGCUGCGACGGGCGACAACGACGACGCUCACUUUGCGCCCUCGCCGACCACCUCCGUCCUUGCCCAGCUCGACGCCAGGCGAGACUCCGCGGCCGGCCGCAUGUUUCUGGCAGAAGGUGCCUGCCAUCUCGCCAUCAGGGGACGCAAUCAAGCCAUGCCAGACGCCUCCUCCCCCCACCAGGGCUUCAUAGAAGAAAUGGCAGGAGAAGAUGAUGUCACGGGCGAGCCUGCGACGCAGCUCCAGCCGCCUGCUCCCAUGGCCGACACUGCCCCUACACACGCCAUUCAGACCGCCUCUACCAAGCCCAAUCAGCCGUCCAUCGCGCAGCCUGAGACGCAUUCUUCCUCCUCAGACACAGACGACACAGACGACGACGAGCUAGACGCCAUCAAGCUGGGGCCUGAUGGCGAGCUCAUUUACGUCCCUCAACGUCACCUUGAUGCGGCGGCGCCCGAGGUGGCCGCUGCUCUCCGAGCCACAGUAAAGAGAAACAAGGAGGCUCUAGAGAAGAAGAGGAGACCAGCGCCCUUAGUGCUCUACCUCCGGACGCCGUUCUGUGUCUUCCUGAGUGCGCUGCCAUCGUAA